AUGAAAGAUAAAUCAACAACAAUAUCAUCUUCUACAACAAAAUCGACAAAACAACCUAAAACAACAACAGCAAAUAAUCAUCGUCGAGCAAUUUCAUUAAAAAGAAAACCGAAAUUAAUUGGAAGGAAAGAAAUUAUAAAUCCUUUAUCAAUAGAUGCUUUAGAAUUUGAUUUAAAUAAAGAAAUGUCUUCAAAAUUAAAUGGAGGAGGAAGAGAAGAGGAGAAAGAGAAAUCUUUGGAUGUUGUAAGUGUACAUUCAGUAGAUGAUUUGAUUGAUUUAAAUGAUGACAAGGAAGAAGGGGAAGAGAAGAAGGAAGGAAUAAAGAAAGAAGGAAAAACAGCAUUAUUGUCUUCAAAUAAUCAUCUUCACUCACAUCUUCAUUCAAGUAUUCAUUCAAGUCCAAAUUUAUAUAUUCAAGCAACAACAACUACACCAAAUAGUAAUUCUCCAAAUAAUUCCUCUUCAUUUUCAUCAAAUUCCCAGUCUUUAAUUAUUCCAAAUGGAAAUACUUUAGCUUAUACACGUUCUUUACAGUCAGAACAAUUUAAAAGAAAAAAUAAUUGGGAGACUUUUGACUGA
Meloidogyne enterolobii is the source of this 579-nucleotide messenger RNA. NCBI's taxonomy places the organism in Eukaryota, Metazoa, Nematoda, Chromadorea, Rhabditida, Meloidogynidae. The record is from the annotation of a GenBank genome assembly.